AGUAUAUAAAGCUUGUAGAGAAAAAGAGAUGUACAUAGAAAACAUUUGCUGUGACAGUUCAGUAAUCUGUCAAAAAUAGUUUGCGUUUAGUUUAUUAAUUUUCUUUUGUUCGAUGUUCAGCUUUCCUUUGACUUAUCGCAUUACAAGAUAUUUAAGUUCAAGGCCAUUAGAAACUAAUGGCGUGUAUCUUUCUUGAUAAUAAUUAUAUUAAAUUAAUCCUAUGUUUACAAUUUGUGCCUUUCCAAAAUAUUUUGCAUCACGUGAUCUUAUUGAAUUUUAAUUGGUUGUCGGUGAGCGUGCCCUGCGCGACGCGAGAGGCGCAACGCAAUAAUAGUUUUCCAAAAUGCCGUCGGAAUCGAAGCCUUUGUUGACAGCUCAAACAGAAAAACCAAAUCAUUAUAAAUAUCUAAAGGAAUUCCGAGUCGAGCAGUGUCCGUCUUUCUUACAACACAAAUGUACACAACACAGGCCUUUCACAUGUUUUCAUUGGCAUUUCAAUAACCAGAGAAGAAGAAGACCCGUUAGAAAAAGAGAUGGAUCCUUCAAUUAUAGCGCAGAUAACUACUGUACCAAAUAUAAUGAGACCUCGGGUAUUUGCGAGGAUGGGGACGAAUGCCCCUACCUCCACCGCACCGCGGGCGACACCGAGCGCCGCUACCACCUCCGGUACUACAAAACUUGCAUGUGCGUGCAUGACACGGACGCACGCGGGCUCUGUACUAAGAACGGCGCGCACUGCGCCUUCGCUCACGGCGCGCCGGACCUCCGGCCGCCGGUCCUCGAUGUUAGGGAGCUCCAGGCUAUGGAGAACCCGGACCAGGCGGAUGGGGACGCCGCCGCGCCUAAUGCUUUAGAUAGGGAACGGAAUUUGAUGAAUGAAGAUCCUAAAUGGCAAGAUACGAAUUACGUGUUAUCAUCAUAUAAAACGGAGCCAUGUAAAAGACCUCCUAGGUUAUGUAGACAAGGGUAUGCCUGCCCACAAUAUCACAAUAGUAAGGAUAAACGCAGAUCACCGCGCAAGUACAAAUACCGGAGCACCCCGUGCCCCAACGUGAAGCACGGCGAGGAGUGGGGCGAGCCGAGCAACUGCGAGGCCGGCGAGGCGUGCGGGUACUGCCACACCCGCACCGAGCAGCAGUUCCACCCGGAGAUAUACAAGAGCACCAAGUGCAACGAUGUGCAGCAGGCCGGCUACUGCCCUAGGGGACUGUUCUGUGCCUUUGCGCAUGUUGAACCGGAAGAUCUGACAGCGGCGCGCGAACUGGCCGCUCCACUAGAAUGCGGCACCAACCUGGCGGAGCUGCUCUCGUCCGCGCUGCCCGACGCCAAGCCCGAGCUGCUGCUGCCCGCGUCGCCGCCCGCGCCCGCGCCGCACACCAACGGCAGCGGCGACUCCGAGUGCGCCAGCACCUCCAGCGGCUCCAGCCAGGGCCGCGCCGUCGGCCCCAGGCCCCAGGACCCCAAGCCGCCCCAACAUAAUGUCUGGGCUCAACGGAGCGCGUUCGACGCGACAGUUUUACAGGAAGUCGUCGGGAACGCCCUCGACGAUUUGCAUCUAGACGAUCCGCUGUCGCUAGUCGCCGCUUUAGAUAGGGAUUUAGCCGACGGGGAAUCGAUGCUGGCCCCGUCGGCGCCGGUUAAUAUUCCGCGCGGCGCACAUCCUCCGUUACGCGCCUUCAGUCCACCCUCCGCCGGCUCCCCGCUGCCGCCUUUCCUCCGCUACGCGCACGAUACCUUCAACUCGCACGCGACUUUAAAAACUGGAAGCUACGGCGGGAGCGGCUUCGAGUUCGCGGCGACCUCGCCGAGCGCACCCGGCGAGAUAUCUCGCCUGAGAGAGGAGGUGGUGGCCUCGCGGGCCGCCGCUCUACGUUGGGACGAGCGUAUAGCGCAGGCGAGGUCCGCCUGCGGCGCUUGGCAGAGGGAGGCCGACGAGGCAGUCCGAGCGGCACAAGUUGCGGAGCGACAAAGGGAUGAAGCGGUCGCGCGAGCUCACAAUUUGCGUAGAGAGUUGGAGGCCGCUCGCGCCGCCGGGGCCGCCGGAGGCGCCUCGCGCGCUCGGGAGCUCCGGACUCUCCCUCUAGGCACUCUAAAACAACUUCAAGCGGCCGCUAGAGCGGAGUUAGAGGAGAUCGAAAAGGUUUUAUAUCUAGAAACGGCGACCAAAUGUAUGGCGUGCGAGGAGCGCCCGCGCGCGGUGACGCUGGCGCCGUGCAACCACUACGUGCUGUGCGACAACUGCGCGCGCGCCGCCGACGAGUGCCCCUACUGCCAGACGCCCGUGCAGCGUCACCAGUAGUUUCACUACUUGAAUCGCAUUGUUCUAUCAUGAAGCAUGUAAGUCAUUUCCGUUUAAAUCUAAAUACAAGUUACAACACAAUACAAAACAGAAAGCUUACUUUAAGCUUUGUGUAUUGCAUACGCAUUAAUAAGGGCACACGAUCGUUCUUGAUCGACAGCUAGCGACAACUUUAGGCGUCGAUGAUGUUUGAAGAAAAUAAAAUGUAUCUUUUUCUGUUAUAAUAAACGUUAGGCCUACAAUUAUAAAACAAGUACCAAAUAAUAAUUCACGUUUUGGUGUUUCGUCGUGUGAUAUAAUAUACAUCUAGCAAGAUUUUUUUUUUAUAUAUACGAAGAAGCUCAAGUAUUUUGAUAGUUCAUUGCGAUUCAAUUAUAAAUUUGGGCCGAUAUUACUAUACCAUAUAUUACGAGAACGUAUAUAUAUUCAUUUGAUACGUCAAAUAUAUUCUUUACACAUGACUUAACAAAUUUAUAUAGACAAUUCAGUAGAUUUACUGAAAAUCAAGUUUUACUACGAAUUUUUUAUCCAUAAUUAAAUUAUAUGGCAACAUAAUAUCGGUCCCUAGUUGACGACCGAGCUCUACCUAUGAAAUUUACUUGGCUAUUAAACAAAUAAUGAUUGUCUAAAUUAUGAGAUGCAUAUUUUGAAAUGGAUGUAAGUGUAGGUAUAUAUACAGGUAGACCACGGUCGUCGACUGAGUGCUCUCUACUCGUGUAGUCUUUCGAAUAACACCCGUCGGUGCGACAGAUACUUUCCUUGAUAUUUUUAUAUAUGGGUAGAUUGGGGUGUAACGUGUUAUAUCACUUGAUAAUAAUGAUAGAAUAUUUAAUUUUAGUAAAGAGCAAGACUUAUUCUAAUAAAUUUAUCGAAUGAAUUUAUAAUACAUGGACUAGGGUUUCUCAAAUUAACUGCCAACGUCAUUUCAUAGUAUAUUAUGUAUCCCCGGAGAGUGGAGUUUCCUUAGUAUCUACAUAUUACUACUGGAAUCAUACUAAUAUCCUCUUCUUACUUCUUAGUAACCACAGAUUAUGCGCAGUGUCAGAAUAGGAGGCAUCUCACAUGACGAGUCGCCUUUUUGUAGUUAUAUUAUUUAUUAUAUAGUCGCACUUCAGCAUCGAAUUGAUGUUGAAUGCGGUGGCUACGCAACAACACUACCUUUAAAGGGUUCUUUACCCGUUGUCUCUCAAAAUUGUCACGCGUUUUAAUCUAUUCGGUUUCCUAAACGCGCGACUGUGUCGCUUGAAAAAGUCGAUGUGUUCUAACUGACCUUAAUGAAUCAUCCGGCAGAACACGAUUCAUUGACACCUAUUACCUAUUCUCAUUCGUAUAACAAUUCUUCAAACAUCUUGAGAAAGUCAAGAUAUUUUUCAACGUAUAGACAUUAUUUAGUGCAUGGUUUACACAGUAGAGAUUUAUAAUGUUACAAGAUAAAAUAAUAUGCUUUUGAUGUUAUUUCGUUUAGAUCAUUACUAGUGGAGUUGUUGCUUUUACUGAACAUACACAUAUUAUAGGCAUUUAACGAGGUUUUAUAGGUCGACGCCUGGCCAUGCUUUCACCAAAUAUCGGACGGUAAUGGAUAAAAUUAUAGUGUAUUGCAAAAUUAAAGAUUUGAAUCUGAAAAAUAAAGAUAUUGGUGGAAGCACGCCCAAGACAACUAGAAUUUAUAUAAUAAUUGAAGAAUAUUAAAAGUAGUUUUUAGUUUUAUAACGAUAUUCAAACAUAAAUUUGCAUGUUCAUUAGGAUAUCUAGUAGUUAUAAAAUCAUCAACAAUCUGAGAGUUGUUAAUUUUUUCUACAUUUUUUAAAAUCGUAUAUAUGUAAGUGAUUAAAGUGUGACUGCAAUUUGCUUCCUGGAGGUUUUCGGCACAAUUGUUUGCGCGCUGGCGGACCAAUCUUAGAUCGUACAUCGGCCAAUGGUCGGCGAAACGGCGUUCUAGUAGCGAUGUUAGCGACACUUGUACUACGCAUACUUUGAAAAUAAUUUCAAGUAUGGCAACAUAUUUUGGGGUACAUGAAUGUUAGAAACUUUAAGCAGAAAAAUCACUAAUACAACGCUAGUUCGGUCGACCUGCUCCCUGCGUCCCGUUGCCUGCACAGGCUGGCUCGGUAUUUGUAAUUUACCUAUUAAACUUAAGCCAAGUUGAAAGUUUUCAAUGAAUGUCAUAUAUUUAUAACCCGAUUUUUUAGGUUUACCCCGAGUUUGGAAAUAUAUUAGUUUGAAUGUUCAACUACCGAGCCGCCCCAAAAGCUUGCUGACGCAAAGGAGGGUACUAGCGAGUUUACUGCCCGGGCCUUUCCCGCGUGCAUUAUAUGCGAAUAGUAGGUAUAGUGCAUUUUAUGUUAACAUUCCUAAUUAACUGUUAGAAGUUACAGUUACUUUUUUAUUUCUCUAUCGGUGUGGGUACGCAUUUAGUUUUAAUCAUUGCGUUUAACGAGUAAAUAAUAAAAACUGUUAGUCUCUGUAGAGAGUUGCGUUACCCAACUUUGUUGUAGAUGUCACUUCAUGAGCCAGGUAUCUUCGUGAUCUCACGAAGUGACACCAUUAACAUCAAAGAUGUGAAGUGCCACUUUGUAUAUAAGUUACCAGUCUUCAUUAUUUAUUUGUCUCUGGUUUUUGUGUUCGAUUUCAAGUUUCGAGUACCGUCUUUUGGGUCAAACGAUUCAGCAGAUGUAUAUUUGGCUACGAACGGUACGGACAUGUACGCUAACGAUUUACUACACUAUACUACAUUAUACAAACGCAUUUUAUAUAAAAGUUUAUUUCGAUUUUAGUACAUUAUAAAAUAUUUAUAUAUUUUGAAAAUCUUGAAAGUUUUGUAUCGGUAUAUUAUAACAAAUUUAACCUAGGCGUAUGGAUUAGAUGUAAGUAGUGUUUUCAAAUUGUAAUGGACAUUAUUUUUAAGUGUGUAGUUGCGAGCCGUCGUGUAUCUUAAGCAAUAUGACCACAGCCGCCUUUACUCAAAUAUAUAACAUAUAUAUAAACAUAUAGUAUGUCGACACGGUACAUUUUGGUGUGGAGUGUUCAAAUAAAGAGUUGGCGUGAUUUUCUCUAAAAUUGGUGUGUUAUAAAUGUCAAAGGCCGCUAUGUGCAUAUCGGCCGCACGCGGGCGACGCGCGACAGCAAAUACUCAGACAGUCGUACGUGCGCGGCAGGCCUAAAUCGUCACAAAUAAAUUAUUCAUUGGUCGAGUCUCAAAAUUCGUGUGAAAUCACACUGGUGUCGUAAUUGUCGGUACAGAAUGUCCUGUGUGGCCAUAGAAUAUAGUAUUCUAGCUUAUUAGCUAUUUGUAUUUCUAAUGGUUUAAAAAUUUAGAUAGUAUUAGAGUCACACUUAUUUUUAUAUAGAGUCUUUAUCACAUGGAGAGAGUACUUUUCAUUAUUGAAAUUUGAAUAUUUAUAUGGUACAAUUGGUCUAACAGAAAUAUCCAGUAAAUUACAGUAUUUGAAGAGACGCUGCGUGUCUGCCGACAAGUAACUAAAUUAUUACAAAACGUGGUCUAUGUUAAUUGAAUCGUCAUCCAAAUUGUAAUGGAGGUUCCACUAAGAGAGACCCCCACACUAGCGUCUCUCGAGUGUCGGCGUCUAGUCAGCUUUAUGGCAGGGGCCUGUUUCUCAAAAGCUUGUAACUUGUAAUACAAGUCGAAGUCCCUCUCUAACAAAAGCUGUCAAAAAGUGACAUCCGUGCCCUGUUUAUCAAAGGCUUGUAACUUGUAAUACAAGUGGAAGUCCCUUUCUAACAAAAGCUAUCAAAAAGGGACUUCCACUUGUAUUACAAGUUACAAGCAUUUGAUAAACAGGGCACAGAUCGUAUUACAAGUUACAAGCUUUUGAGAAACGGGCCCCUGUGCCCUGUUUAUCAAAAGCUUGUAAUUUGUAAUACAAGUUGAAGUCCCUUUUUGACCCCUUUUGUUAGAAAGGGACUUCCACUCGUAUUACAAGUUACAAGCUUUUGAGAAACGGGCCCCUGGUGUCCGACGCAACGUUGGCGCAACUGCGCAACGACACCAUUUUUCAUUAGACGCCGAAACUCAAAAGUCGCAAGCGUGGGGUCUCCCUAACUACAUGGCUUUAUUGUCGACAGUAGAACAAACUUCGAGACAGAAAUCCUCAAAUUUUCUGUAUAACUUUUGUUCACUGAAAGAGUUGAGGAUCUGAUCAUGUUUUUCUGUUCUUACCUAUUGUACAGUGCUGGGGGUCUGUCACGAACUUCGUUUUUUGAAUGGCAUCUUUGUUACCCGUUUCUUACCUUAGGACACUUACCUUAUGGUAGUUAUGGUUUUUCCACAGAACGGACAUAUUUUAAGUUUGCAAAGUUUGAUGUAUACACACUGUUUAGAAAAAUGUCGGUAGAACGUAGCGUCAUUCUCGAAUAAUGUGCAAUAUAUUCAAAAUUGCUUAUUUGUCAAUAAAGCAUCACCUGUGUGUGUAGAUGCGCGGCGUGGUUGUUGUGUUAUCCAUUUAUAUUCGUUUGUAAGCAUUAAUUUUACGUUCACAGGGGUAAAUAAACUGAAUAGAAUGACAGUGUCGCAUAGUCUCGCUAUGAGAUCUACUAGCGCAUGAUGCCUUCUUGCAUUUCACUGGCCAUUCGUCGUUCGGUGACGCUUAGAAAAACCUCGCACUUAUAAUGGUGCAGUGCAAUCUAAUCUUGGGCCCGUUUCACCAGAGCUUGUAACUUGUAAUACAAGAGGAUGUCACUCUUGGUCAGCUUUUGUUAGAAAGGGACUUCCACUUGUAUUACAGGUUACAAACUUUUUAAAAACGGGCCCCUUAACACCACGGUUGUAUGGAACUGCCACUCUGUUCCGUUUUGUUACUCCUGUGCUUAUAUUCCGUUUUUACUGCAUUUUGCAUUAGUUAACUAUUUAGAUACAAUUCUUGUUUAAAUCUAGCUUGCAAGUAUGUCGCGUACGCAUAAUAAUUAAUAACAACCCCUUUUUAUAUGUUCUUAUUAAUAUAAUAUUUUUUUCAAUUAUUUAAUCUUUAGGUAGGUAGCUCCAACAAAUUCUUUAAAAUUAUUAUUGUUAAAUUAGAAAUAGAUAAUAUUGUAGUAGAAAACAAAUUGCGAUUCUCACGCUGAAGAAGAUCAAAUGAAUUAUGUUUUCAUUUUUUUAUAUUUAUUAUUCUAACUGCGGAACAUGCAUUCAGGCUUCGUCAUAGUAUUUUAUAAUCAAAUAAUUUUCAAAUCCAUGUGAUACAUAUGUGUAACAGAGAUGUGAAGAUUAUAAUUAUUAUUACUAGGUAGGUAGGUUUAAUAAAUUUUCAAUUCCAUUCAAUAAAA
Molecule: messenger RNA, 7579 nt
Organism: Cydia fagiglandana
Lineage: Eukaryota; Metazoa; Arthropoda; Insecta; Lepidoptera; Tortricidae
Gene: unk
Product: RING finger protein unkempt
Exons: 6
Coding region: 344-2299 (651 amino acids)
Molecular function (GO): metal ion binding
Source: RefSeq, a predicted model, not a curated record